AUGCCGAAGCCGACGCUGCUGCUGCGCGGGGGCUGGGAGCGCGAGCGCAGCCCCGGGGACUCGGAGCUGGGCCGCCAGUUCCGGGACUGGUGCCUGCGCACCUACGGCGACUCGGCCAAAACCAAGACAGUGACACGCAGCAAAUACCAGCGGAUCGCCGAGGUCCUGCAGGGCGGCGGCGGGACCGGCGCGGGCAGCGGCCCCGCGGCGGGCGAGAAAGGCAAGUUCCAGUUCUGGGUGCGCUCCAAAGGCUUCCGCCUGGGCAGCGGCCGGGAACCCAAGAUGGGCCAAGUGGUGUAUGUGCCGGUCAAGACGGGCUCGGGGGCAGAUGGCCUGUCGGAGCCCGAGGGCAUCUCUCUGAAGCGGGUCGCUGUGGUGGAAGAUUUCUUUGACAUCAUCUACUCAAUGCACGUGGAGAGCUCCUCGGAGCCAGGCAAAGCCCCCAAGCACGCUGGGCAGAAGAAAACCUACCGAGCGAUCGCAGAGACCUACGCCUUCCUCCCCAGAGAGGCCGUGACCCGCUUCCUGAUGAGCUGCACGGAAUGUCAGAAGAGGAUGCACUUCAAUUCCAACGGCCUGGAGCCCAAAGAAAACGAGCCUCCAUCUCCUCUGGUCUCCGGGAUCAUUGAUUACAACAUGCCCCUCACCUCCACCUACUUGAAGCAGAUGAAGCUGCGGGUGAUGAAUUCCCAGGAGCAGGAUGAGACUUCUGUGAGCAGUGAAGAUUUUGAUAUGAAUGACUCCACAUGGAUGUCAGCUGACCCCCACCUGGCCUCCAGCCUGAGUCCCAGCCAGGAAGAGAGGAUGCGGAGCCCACAGAACCUCCACAGCCAAGAGGACGAUGACUCCUCCUCUGAGAGUGGCAGUGGCAAUGGCUCCUCCACCCUGAACCCAUCCACGUCCAGCAGCACACAGGGCGACCCUGCCUUCCCAGAGAUGAACGGCAACGGCACGGCAGCCCCCAUGGACUUCACUGCCACUGCUGAGGAUCAACCCAUCAACCUGUGUGACAAGCUCCCGCCGGGGUCUGGGCUUGGCACACCCUCCUAUGCCUCGGAUGGCUGCGGCACUGACGGGCUACGGAGCCGUGUCAAGUACGGAGUGAAGAACACUCCUGAGUCCCCGCCCUACAGCUCUGGGAGUUUUGAUUCUAUCAAGACCGAGGUCAGUGGCUGCCCCGAGGACCUAACAGUAGGCCGGGCCCCCACAGCGGAUGAUGAUGACGACGACCACGAUGACCACGAGGACAAUGACAAGAUGAAUGACUCUGAGGGCAUGGACCCGGAGCGACUCAAGGCCUUCAACAUGUUUGUGCGGCUCUUUGUGGAUGAGAACCUCGACCGAAUGGUGCCCAUCUCCAAGCAGCCCAAGGAGAAGAUCCAGGCCAUCAUCGAGUCCUGCAGCCGGCAGUUCCCCGAGUUCCAGGAGCGGGCCCGCAAGCGCAUCCGCACAUACCUCAAGUCCUGCCGUCGCAUGAAGAAGAACGGCAUGGAGAUGACCAGACCCACACCUCCCCACCUGACCUCGGCCAUGGCAGAAAACAUCCUGGCAGCUGCCUGUGAGAGCGAGACGAGAAAAGCAGCCAAAAGGAUGCGCCUGGAGAUCUACCAGUCCUCACAGGACGAGCCCAUAGCCCUGGACAAGCAGCACUCCCGGGACUCCGCAGCCAUAACCCACUCCACCUACUCACUGCCAGCCUCCUCCUACUCCCAGGACCCUGUGUACGUCAAUGGCGGCCUCAACUACAGCUACCGUGGCUAUGGGGCCUUGAGCAGCAACCUGCAGCCCUCAGCUUCCCUCCAGACAGGAAAUCACAGUAAUGGGCCCACGGACCUCAGUAUGAAAGGCGGGGCCUCCACCACUCCCACCCCUCCAACGCCCACCCCCUCCAGCAACAGCACCAGCAGGACCAUGUCCACUGCCCAGCUCAGCCCCACAGAGAUCAGUGCUGUGCGGCAGCUCAUCGCUGGCUACAGAGAGUCUGCGGCCUUCCUGCUGCGCUCUGCCGAUGAACUGGAAAACCUCAUUUUACAGCAGAACUGACCCCACUGGCCCCCAGAGUGCACUAUGCCAGGGAAGGAGGCUAUCCCAGCCUGGACCUGGCUUCCUGCCUCACCAGUUGGUACACUAUUUUCUGAAAGAGGUGGGAUCCAAAUGAGCUGUUUCUAGCCACACUCCAAGCACCUGAAACUUUGGGCACAAGGACACUUUCUUUUUGGAAUCUCACCACACAGGUGCUCUGACCUGCUUGGAAGAGGCCAAUGAGGCAGCUCUGGAAGGGUUGGGGUUCCCCUGACAAAGUGCUGGGGCCUGCAGCUCUAUUUAGAAUCACCUUUGUGGACCCUGAUGUUAGAAUCCCACCCCCAGAUAAUUACCUUCAAGUCUUAGGUGAGCAGAAUUGCAUAUUUAUUGAGAAAAACAAAGUGGACCCUUUCUUCCCCUCCCUUUAGUAAUUUAUUUUUCUGAAAAUGGAUUCUUUUGUGUUUGUACAGAUUGCCAGUCUGUGUCUGUCUGAUCAGAAGGAUGUAUCCCUGUACCUAACAUUCCAUAUCACUACACUGACGCGGGCUGGAGGCUGGCAGGGGCAGGGCAGGUGCCAGGCUAGCUGUGCCUCUAAGUGCCCAGCACACCCUGGGGAAGUCCACCACAACCCCUCCAUCAGGCUGUCCUGUUGCAGAUCCCAGUGCCGCCACAGGGACGUUGCCAGGCACUGCCAAGCAGGAGAACCUUGCCCACAACCACUGCAAAGCAAAACAAAAGGCACCCACCCAUUCUACAGAGCCCCCGUUACACGGUCACCUGUAUUCUACCUCACACUCCAGCGUGGGCUUUUCCAGGAUGUGCCCUGAGCCUGUUCUGAAUGGCUGUCUCCCCAACUCCCACACAGUGUGUGUGCCUGGGAGGUAAGUCAGACCAGGUAUCCAGGAGCCCAGAAAGGGUCUGCCCCUCACAACCAGCAGCUUGCAGUCGCCUGGCUCUCUCGGCUGCCUGACAGGACAGAGUGCCACCUGCCAAGAAGGGCUGCUGCUUCAGGGUGUUCUCCUGGCUGUCAGACAGCAUCUGUCCCCUCACCCCAUGGCUGGAGUAAAGAGAUGGUCAGUGGAAGUGGAGAAACCACUUGGGUUCUCCUUAGGACCAGCCUUUCUUCUGGAGGGUCCAGUCCUGGAGAAACCCAGAGUCCCUGGAGUGUGAAAAAGAGCAGAAAGAAAAGGCUGGCCUGGUUCCCUCCUCCCUGUUAGGCACUUCCUCUUGCUCAGUGCAAUACCUACCAGUGCUGCUAAAACCAGGGAUUUACCCAGACCUCAGCAGGCCCAUGGGGCCUCUCCACACAACACUCCGUAGCCAUGACAGCAGCAAUCUGCUGCCUGCCCCUGCCCAGAACUGGCAGAAGCCCUGUUGCCUUGCCUUCCUCAAAGCAAAGAGGCCCCAGGGGAGCCAGGAAUGAGUGGACCCUAGGAUGGCCACGGAGAGUCACUUGAUCCCAGGACAGGCGCCCCUUCCUGAACCAGCUUUUAUGCAGCGACUGCCUAUGGUAGCUGUGGCUGCUCCCUGUUAGAACUGUGGCAGACCAGACCACUCCUCAACAGGAGGGGAGGGCAGGCUGCACAGGUGUGGAUGUCACACCCUGCUCAAACCCAGGGCUGCAAGGCAGGGCACCUCGCACGCACACUUUCACCCUGAGGCUGGGGUGGUCUCACGUGGCCUCCAACACCCACUCAGCCACACCACCUCUGCCUUCCAUGUGCCCGGUCCCCAGGCCUCUGGUCAGGGCCAGGACACCUGAGCCCCCCUCAGCACAGCACAAGCUCCAGUGCCCAAGGCCUCCCCUACAGCCGGCCAUCCACAUGCCCAGUCCCUACCUGCUCAGUACAGCUCCCCAACUAUGUUUGAAUUUGUGUAAAUAUUUUUGUGUGUGAACAAUACUACAAAGUAAUCAAUAGAUAUUUUGCAAAAUAUUACCCUGGGCAAUUUGUGAAAAUCUUAAUGUUAAAAACUGGCAGAGACAAUCGCCGCCCCAGAAUUCCUGGUUUCAGUUGCUUAACGUGUCAUGUCAUUUCCCCUCCCAGAGGCGGUGCCCAAGCUAGACACAAAUGGUCUGCAUUUCUUGGCAAACAGGAGAGAGACUGGGAAGGGGCUCCUCCCUUCACCCCACAGGAUGUCUGUAAGGAUCAGCAUUAAGCUACAGCUUGCAGUCACCUUUCCUGAGAGCAAGCUGUUGUGACUAACCACCGUCAGCCCACUUCUGGCUGCGGUGUAAGCAUAGUAGGUUCCAUGUGUUUUAAAGAAAAAGGGAACAAAUGCCAGUGGUGAUGGUCCCCUGGGACCCCGGGGGGCCUCCAGGACAGUGGACUCUUAUCAUGCUGACCUCUUAGGUGGAUUCCUUCCCAGAGAGUCAGGCUGGACCUGAAGCACCAGAGAUGGCUAGGUCAAGAGCAAGUAACUGUGGAAACAGGAUUCCAUUAACCAGUCCAGUCAGGGAACUUGUUCUGUUUUGCUUUUGUAUUAAAAGAUGCAACUACCAAGCCCUUCCCUCUACACCUGACUUGGAGAGCACCACGACUGGUUCUGAGGGACCCAGCUUGCUGCCAUCCCACCCUCAGUAAGGGGCUGCCUUCCCCCAAAGGGAGCCCCAAAGCCCUGACCCACAGCCACUUACAUUUUGUGGAGGUCUCAGGGCACAAAGUAGUCAUUAGUGGACCCAAGUUAAAAAGCAAACACAAGAGUACGAUACACCAAUCCCCAGAGUCUUUGCAGGGGCUGAUCCCAUGAGCAGGGUAGAAGUAGGCACUUGGUCUCAUUGGUGGCUCAUAUAAUAGACCAGUGACAGUUCUGUGAGACCCAUCUGAAAUCAUUUUCUCAUCACUACUCAACAGUUUAUUCCCAAGAUGGUGUUGGGGGAGGAGAGCAGGCAGGGCUAGGCAGGUCUUAGAGGAUUUGGAUAAGUGUGACCCAUCCGUCCCUCGCUAUUCUCAAGGGCCGCGUACGACUCCAGGGGUGGUUAUAGGACUAACUACCCGUUCAUUUUCAAAAUGCUGCUUUGAACUCAGAGGGUUGAUACUUUUAAUUUGUAAUUUUUUGUAAAACUUUUUACAAGAUAGUAAAGUAUUUCACCAGAAUACCAGUUUCAAUCCGCCCGUGGUCUGAUUUUUAUAUAAUUUAGUGGUGCUUUAGAAACUUUGUUUUGUUGUUUCUGAGCUCAACAGCUCUAUCUUUUCUCGCCUGUAUCUACCUAAGACCAAUGUGAACCUUUGUAUUUUGCUCCUAAUUUUGGACUCAGUGGAAGUGUACUGUUUACAUGUACAGACGCCCCAUCCCUGUGUGUUCUGCAAGACUCGCUCUUGAGGAGGAAGAUGCACCUCACUAAGCUCAUCUGCUUAGCAAAGCCACAAAACAAAACCUCUCACUUUCUACUUGUUUCCACCUAAAAACAGAAACAAAUGUACACCACACGCAGAUUUGCUGACAAACUCCACCUGGUAGACGCCCAUGUGCCUCUAUCACGUGUCCUUAGGAGAGGAGUCAGGGUAGCACCUCUUGUGGCAAGUGGUUAACGCACAGACAGAGCCGUGAAGGCAGGACAUGGUUGCUGGGCUCUGAGAGGAACACAGUUAUCCAGGUCAGCUUGGCUACAGGAAGGUCAGGAUGACUUACGAGGCCUCCAGGAGCAAGCCAACCAGGAUUUAGGGACAACCCACAAGGCUGCCAAUCCUCUAGCAGAAUUUAGACAUGUUUCAGAAGAAUACAAGUUCUGUGUCAGAGGCUCUGACUUUCAGUGCAGAUGGUACAGGCACCUCUUCAGGGCUCCAUCAGGAGCCACCAGCUCUGGGGUGGGGCUGGGGAGUCCAGACAGUAAGCAUAUGGCACUUACAGAAAGCACUGGAUGGCACCAACUUUCAAGGUGACUGUUUUUCAAUGGCUUCGCCUCUAAAUUAUAUUUUUACAGAUAUGCACCUAUGCAACUUAACGUGGCUCUUCUAAGCAGGUGAGGACUUCCUCCUCAUUGCUCUCUAUAAAGUAUUUGUGUUCUGUAUAGUGAGUUUUUCCAGUAAAUGUGGCUUAAUAUUUUAAUUCUUAGAAUGUGUCUUCUACGUGAUGCGACUAAAUUCUGUUUUGUUUGUGGAAUGACUAGCACAGGCCGAUUCCCUCUCUCCCUCACUUUAACAGAAGACCAAUGAGCUGUUAAUCGAGCUGUUAUCUCCAUGGUAUUACUGCUAAAUGCACUGAUUUCAUAAGUCUGUGGAAUCCUUUUCCUUUUGAAUCUGUAUAUCAUAUAUAAGACUGAAUCUACGUAAUAAACA
This is a messenger RNA of Castor canadensis (American beaver), 6299 nucleotides long. It is a transcript of the gene Nol4l, whose product is annotated as nucleolar protein 4 like. The record is from RefSeq and is a predicted model, not a curated record. Lineage: Eukaryota; Metazoa; Chordata; Mammalia; Rodentia; Castoridae.